UGUUCUUGCCCUUGUCAGCAGUGGUUGGGAUAGGUGCCUUGAGCGCUACUGAAGAACUUGGAUGAGUUGAAUAAAAUGUGAAAACAGCUUUCAAAACAUGCCUGAUGCCCUUUCUGGCUGCUGGUAAGUGACACCAGUGGAUUAUGCAAGUGGAGUUGUGAGGAUGAGUUGAGUUUUUUUAGACAGCAAAUCUUGAGGACAGCCUGCAGGGACAUUUCUGCUGUGAGAGGAGCAACAGCCUCAGAGAAAGCACAGGCAAGACAGUGGGGGUGUGGUGGAAACAGCAAUUAAGAUCAGUAAUUGCCUUCUUGUGUUCUUUCUGCAGGGCUAUGUAUAUUUUUGGGCAAGCAGUCAGUACACAUGGAGUUCUUUGUCUUCUGCAGCCUUUUGUAGGUGUUUAGAUUCACCCUGUCGAAUGGAAUUAAAGGCACUCCUUUGGGGAGCACUGCACAGCCCCAUCCCUAUAAGGUCUGCUGUUCUUCAUAAGGCAGCUUGGUGCCAACAUCCCAAACAGCCUAUUUCACUAGCUGUACUCUAGAAAUCUUCUAAGAACUGCUCCUCUUUGUAGGGAUUUUUUUGGGGUUGAGGGGGUCUUUGCAUGUGCUGCUUCAGGGGCUGUGAAUUAAAUAAAAAGCAAAGAAUUACAGGCUCUGGAAUUAAUUCUGCUGAACAGGGCUCCUGCUACUGAGAUAAGGCAGAAACUAAUUCAUAAUGCCUCAUGGGAGACAAGAACUCAGCCCCAAAAUGGAGUUUAUUGUGAGGUCUGUUACACUUUUUGCCAAUAGCACUAGUUAUGUUUGAUUCUUCACUGUACUAUUUACAGUUCAUCUGUAUUGCUUACUGUGAAAACUCAAUUAUAUCACUUCAUUGCUCUUGGUUCCCAAGUCUGCAUCUCCACCCACAGUUGCACAAGGCUACUGGUUGCUUCCUUUUACCUCUGCCCCAAGAAGGCUACUUGAUGAAUAUUCCUGCCCUCAUCUGCCAGCUGCAGCUUUGUGCCUGAGCUCUUGGCAUGCAUGUAGUCAGUAUUUUCAGUGACACGUUCCUCAAACUGAUUGCUCAAAGGGAUGUUUCUGGCUGAGGUUCCCACCUUUCUGACCCAGCCUCUGCUGGAUCUUAAAAUAAUGGUAUCAAUUAGCAUAUUGCAGCAUAGUGAUGUAUUAAAUAACACUCAAGAAUGGAAAUAAUCCUCAUUUUCUUGGAUCAGGAAGAGUGGUAGGAAAGAAGGGAGAUGAAAAUCCAGAAAUCUUCAAUGUGACAGGGAAGAGUUCUGAACAAUUUCAACAGACAGAUUCGUAGCAAUUUUAUAAUACGAGUUUGGAAGUGUGAAAUGAUGAUAAGUGUAAUUCUCAUUUCCCUGGUUUUGUUUCUUCUGAGUGCACAGUUCCUGAAUUUGCAAUGGAAGAGUCGUGGAUUUCCUCCUGGACCAACCCCAUUUCCCAUCAUUGGAAGUGUCUGGUGGAUAAACUUUAGAGCUGAUCACAGGAGCCUGAAAAAGCUGGCAAAAACCUAUGGCAACAUCUGCACCCUGUGGGUGGGUCACAGACCUAUGGUGGUGCUCUAUGGGUUCCAAGCUGUGAAGAAUGGUCUCACCAACAACUCGGAGGAUGUUUCAGGGCGACUGCAGACCUACAUUUUCAACCAAAUGGCAGAUGGAAAGGGUAUCUUGGUCUCAAGUGGUCUCAUCUGGAAACAACAGAGGCAUUUUGGAAUUGGAACUCUCCGAAAACUGGGAAUGGGGAAUAAAGGAAUGGAGCGUGGGAUCCAAACCGAGGCCAGUUACCUGGUGGAGUUCUUCAGAGACAAGGAGGGAGAAGCUGUGGACCCUUCCUUCCCCAUUGUCCAUGCUGUCUCCAAUGUGAUUUGUGCUGUGGUUUUUGGACAUCGUUUCUCUCUGGAGGAUAAAACCUUCCAGCAGCUGAUUGAAGCCUUCAAUCAUAUAGUAGCUUUUGGAAACAGCCGCUUUCAUUAUAUGUGUGAAAUGCUCCCGUGGUUUGCAGAGCACCUCCCAGGACCUCUACAUAAAGCAAGAUUUUCCCGGGAUUUUGUUCGUUCCUUUGUGAGGCAGGAGAUCAAAAGCCACAGGGAAAAAGGCAGAAUAGAUGAACCAGAAGAUUUCAUUGACUUUUACCUGAAGCAGAUAGAGAAAACUAAAAAUGUCCCAAAUUCUACAUUUGAUGAAGACAACAUGGUGCAGUCUGUUUUUGACCUUUUCCUGGGUGGCUCAGAGACCACAGCCACCACUCUGCGCUGGGCUCUGCUCUAUAUGUUGGUUUACCCUGACAUCCAAGACAAAGUCCAGAAGGAGCUGGAUGCGGUUCUGAGUCCCUCCCAUCUCAUCUGCUACGAGGAUCGCAAGAAGCUGCCGUACACAAAUGCUGUGGUUCAUGAGAUCCUCCGCUUCAGCAGCAUUGUUUUAAUCACAAUUCCCAGAGAAGCUGUUAAGGAUACCACUGUUCUGGGGUAUCAUGUUCCAAAGGGCACUCUAAUCAUGGCAAAUGUAGACUCAGCUCUUUUUGACCCUGACUAUUGGGAGACACCUCACCAGUUCAACCCUAGCCAUUUCUUGGAUGAGGGUGGAAAUUUUGUGACCCGAGAGGCUUUCUUGGCCUUCUCAGCAGGUCACCGUGUUUGUCUGGGAGAGGCAAUGGCCAAGAUGGAGCUUUUCAUCCUGUUCUGCAGCCUGUUGCAGAAAUUCAAGUUCACUGUACCAGAAGGCGUUAAGGAAAUUAACACAGAUAUUAUCUUUGGGGGCACCAUGAAACCCCAUCCAUACAAGCUCUGUGCAGUUCUGCGCUAGGUUUUUCAGCAUUAGAGAUUUAAGAGGCACAGACACAGGUUUGGUAGUGUGCUGGUAUUUCUGCAGCUUUAUGGUUCUCAUUUUUAGCUCAAAUUCAGUGCAAAUCUCUCCUUAUUGUGUUAUAUGUCUUAGAAGCCAGGCCUAAAAAAUACUCUAGUUUUCCUGUGUCUGGAAAGUGUCUGUACUUCAUUUUUUUCCU
Serinus canaria (Common canary) is the source of this 2999-nucleotide messenger RNA. Its product is annotated as cytochrome P450 2J6-like. Bases 1331 to 2800 code for a protein of 489 amino acids. Gene Ontology annotation, cellular component: intracellular membrane-bounded organelle; cytoplasm. The transcript is spliced from 9 exons. The record is from RefSeq and is a predicted model, not a curated record. Gene Ontology annotation, biological process: arachidonate metabolic process; xenobiotic metabolic process. Lineage: Eukaryota; Metazoa; Chordata; Aves; Passeriformes; Fringillidae. Gene Ontology annotation, molecular function: iron ion binding; oxidoreductase activity, acting on paired donors, with incorporation or reduction of molecular oxygen, reduced flavin or flavoprotein as one donor, and incorporation of one atom of oxygen; heme binding.